CUGUGGGGAAGAGAGACGGAUUUGUAAACCCCGGAGCCAGGUUCUGCCUGCCGGAGGCCGCUGCUGUGCGGAGACCCCCGGGUGAAGCCACCGUCACCAUGUCUGAUCAGGAGGCAAAACCUUCGACUGAGGAUUUGGGGGAUAAGAAAGAAGGAGAAUACAUUAAACUCAAAGUCAUUGGACAGGAUAGCAGUGAGAUUCACUUCAAAGUGAAAAUGACAACACAUCUCAAAAAACUCAAAGAAUCAUACUGUCAAAGACAUGGGGUUCCAAUGAAUUCACUCAGGUUUCUCUUUGAAGGUCAGAGAAUUGCUGAUAAUCAUACUCCAAAAGAACUGUGAAUGGAGGAAGAAGACGUGAUUGCAGUUUAUCAGGAACAAAAAGGGGGUCAUUCAACGGUUUAGUUUUAAAAUCUGAGGGUCUGGACCAAAAGAGGAGGAAUAUCAGCUUUGGAGUCAGGACGACAGACAUGGUGAGAAUGAUGACUAACUCCAAAGAUGGCUUCACUGAAGAGAAAAGCAUUUUAAGAUUAAAAAAAAAAAAUCUUGUCAGAAGAUCCCAGAAAAGUGCUAAUUUUCAUUAGCAGUUAAUAAAGUUAUUCAUGCAGAAGUGUAUA
Messenger RNA from Sciurus carolinensis (gray squirrel), 616 nucleotides. RefSeq names its product small ubiquitin-related modifier 1. NCBI's taxonomy places the organism in Eukaryota, Metazoa, Chordata, Mammalia, Rodentia, Sciuridae. Gene Ontology annotation, molecular function: ubiquitin-like protein ligase binding; protein tag activity. Gene Ontology annotation, cellular component: nucleus; PML body. The record is from RefSeq and is a predicted model, not a curated record. Gene Ontology annotation, biological process: protein sumoylation. Bases 99 to 341 code for a protein of 80 amino acids. The transcript is spliced from 2 exons.